AUGGCACUUUUGCUAGUGUCCGUCGUCAACGGCGACCUGUCCGCGCGCGUGCCGACCUUGCGAAAAAAGCAUACUGGAGAGCGUCCGUUUACUUGCCACUGCUCUAAGCAGUUUUCCCGUCUCGACAACCUUCGCCAGCAUGCCCAGACCGUGCACGCAGACAAGCCAGAGCAAAACGAAAAGAUGAUGAAGGAACUCACCAGUCUCCACUCGUCCAUGUCUGCUGCUUCCGGCAACGCAAAGCGUCCCUCAAAGCGCGCUGCCAGAGUCGCUGAAAUGGCCUCACACCAGCAGCAGCAGCAGCAGCAGCAGCAACAAGCCUUUGCUCCUCAAGACGCUCCGCCCCCGCCUCGUCCUCCCUCGGGUUUUGAUCAAAACGCCAAUCCAUAUGGUGCCCACCCGGUCCCUUUUGCCGGGCAGCAUAUGCCAUACUUGCCUCAGGACGGCACGGCCCACUACGCCCACCAUCAACAGCCAUACGGGGACCCCCAUGCGCCCUAUCAAACCUCGUAUCCUCUCUCCGACUCGUUUUCUUAUCAGCAGCAGCAGCACCACCAUCAACAUCAACAGCCCCCGCAGCUUCAUGUCCAGCCCGGCUAUCCUGGAGCCCAUCCCAUGUACGACUAUAAUCAUCGCACAGGCUCAGACGGCGAAUCGCCUCCAGUCGCCCGCAACGCCUACGUCGGGAAUCGUCCCUCCCUCUGCCACCAGCCUCCAUGCACCCCAUCCGCAGAGUGCAUAUGGCCAGUAUGCGCAUCCUCAUCAUUCUCACCCUCACCCUCAUCAUCAUCACAUAAUGGGAUUCCUUAUCCAUCCCGCUCGCCCCUUCCGACGCCGCCUCCCCAGUCGUUUCGACAACCCCUCCGCGGAGUUCGCGACGGUGCCGCAGGAGGGGAUUACUACCAACCGCCCACCCUUCCCCAGCAACACUCCUAUCAACACUAUGUCCAACAGCGUCAAUCCAUUUCAACCCCACAUCUUCCCGGAUCCAGCCCAAGUCCACACCCCGGCGCCGGCAGUGGCAACCACAACAGCAGCAGCGUCGCCCUUCCCGACAAUGUCCAAGUCAAGCGCGAGGAGUACGCCCACCUCCCGCCCCUCGUCAAGGCUGAACAGUAUGAGCCACCCAACAACUAUCGCUUCCACGAUGGCGGCAGUAACGGCAUCCCUUCAAGAGCAUCGUCUACUUCACUUUCAGAGCAACAGCAACAACAACAACAACAACAACAACAACAACGAGACACUGGACAGCAACAACAACUUUCACGCCUCAAUGGUGGAUCCCCUCCUCCCCUCGUUGGCCAUCAACAGCUCAGGGGGGGAAACGAUAGCGCCGCCGGAGUCUUUGCAGGGAGCUUCGGUGGCGAGCAACGGUUCCCCAGCGAAUUCUACAACCUUCAGCACCAGGAGCAGCAGCAGCACGGGCAGCACUUUCGAGGACGGCUUGGCCAUCUCCCGCAGCACGACGGCCAUGGGCUUGGCCAGACCACCACCAAAGAGCGCUCUCCACCAGAUCAGCACGUACCCGUCUCCCCCAUCGACCUCGACGAAGCAAAUGACCGACCAGGCACGGCGCCUGCGGCGUUCACACACAACGGACAAUCUCUCGCGCGCCCGGCGACAUCAGCAAGUUCCAGCUCUCCAGCUCCAGCACAGUCAUCACGCUUCGCUUCCCAUGCAAUGGCAACAACAGCAGACAAGUACUAUGCCGGCAUCAGUGGGUUCCGAGAGCCACUUUUCGACCAUGCAACCGCAACCGCAACCGCAACAGCAGGCCCCACCGCCGGUUCCACCGCUGCCUUCGACCACAAUCGAGGGUCGAACUCUCCGCCAUUCCGUUUCGGCGCACCCUCUCCUCAACAGGGGAGAGUCGAUUUGGAACACCAGCAGUACCAAUCCGCCUCCUCCUUUGCCCCUGUCCGCCGGUCCCCGACUGGAGGAACGCAUGGGACUCCGUCCGCCUCUUCCAGACCUGGGAACGUGCUACGCCCACUCCCUGGAUGGACAAACAGCGCCCCCAUCGUCAGUGGUAGUAGCAGCGUCCACGCCACCAGCGACUCUCCCUUUAGCUUCCACCCUCCCUCGCUCGGCCACUCCUUCUCGUCGACCAACUCUCGGAAGCGUCCAUAUCCCGACGGCGACGAAUAUGCUGAACAACCACGUCCCGUCUCCUCUCGACCAGCCACACGCUCCGGACUCGAUGAUGAACAACCACGGCCAACAUCUCGCCGGCUCUCCGUCAUGGAACUCUGCAACACACGCUCAGGCGGAGGUGGCAGUGGAUUACCGGAUGGAUUUGACAAUCGACCCAGGACAUCAUCGGGUCGAUUCCCCGCUCCGUCGGCUGGCAGCAACCCCACUGGGAAUGGUCCAUCGUCCUCAUUCAGCUUCCCCGCAUCCCCCUCCAACGCCAACUUCAGCCAUCACCAUCCCAAUGGUCUACGACCCUCGUCUUCCAGUGGCGCCCUCUCAACCACCGCUUUCCAACUCGCUCCCCCCGUCGGCAGUACCAGUGGUCCAGCCUCCAGUUCCUCCAUCUUUGCAUACUCGUUACCUGGGAAUGCCAGCACCGGCCCAUCCGGUGGCGGAAGUCGGCCAUCCUCUAGCGCAGGACGUGGCCUCGAGCAAUAUUCCCUCAAUCUCGGCGCAUCCUCUCGCCCUGGGACAGCCUCGGCUCAGUGGAAUUCCUCUCGAGGACCCGCUGGCGGAAAUGGGGAUGAUGAACCAGGACUCAAGGCAGGGUCUGGCAUCGUCUUACCGCCGCUCCACUUAUCCUCUCCUUCCCCAACAAGCGCAACCACCGCAACAACAAUCCAAUCCGCUGGAACCCUCGGCAGCGGACAUGAUGCACCCGGAGGGUUUGGGCGCGGGGGGGAUGGGCGCAGUCGGGAUGGGUUGGCAGGGAGUUUUGUUGCCCAUCAAAGCAGAGUCCCCACCAGUCCACACGGACUGAGAGCCUAA
Molecule: messenger RNA, 2961 nt
Organism: Serendipita indica DSM 11827
Lineage: Eukaryota; Fungi; Basidiomycota; Agaricomycetes; Sebacinales; Serendipitaceae
Source: the annotation of a GenBank genome assembly